GGCGGGCCGAAUGGGCGACGACUUCAUGAACCUCAAUCUUCUUUGAAUAUUAUCAUUAAGUCAACCCAUUGCAACGUCAACAAGAUGUCUACAAUUCUGCGGACUUUGCGCAAUCUGCGCAGAGUAGGUGUCAAGGAUGCUCUUCAUCAAAUGCACUAUCAAGGUGAUACCAAGGCCGGAACCUUCAUCGCAAAGGAUCGAUAUGGCAACAAGUAUUUUGAGAACCUAGAGGAUGAACUACCACUACGCACAAGAUGGGUAGACUACAAGGACGACGAAUUCAGCCCAUGUCAAAUCGAGCCCGGAUGGCACGCAUGGAUCUCAUACAUGGUAGAUAAGCCACCGACCGAAGAUCUUCUCUUGCAGCAAAAACAACCUUGGCAGUUACCAGAUCAUAGACCAACUUUCACUAUGAGCCGUGCUGCUUUCAAGACAUAUUCUACUGUCAAACCGAAGAUUACUGCGUGGACCCCUGAGACUGUUGAAAGAGCGUGAGAUGGAAAUAUGGUCUGGAAUGUACAUAUGCGAACGAGAGAAUGAGAUUAGCAUUGCAUGUGCCCCUUUCUCAGAUUGCUUGCAGAAAUUUAAGUGAGAAUUGAGGUGGAAGUUUUAAACAGCCUGAUUCUGGCACGAUGGUCAUCUCGAGGAUCGAUUGGAGCAGCACGAGAAGACAUGGAUAACUGUUUUACUUAUGCACAAGGUAAGGUUCAAAUUGAAUUCUUUA
Messenger RNA from Botrytis cinerea B05.10, 724 nucleotides. RefSeq lists its product as hypothetical. Lineage: Eukaryota; Fungi; Ascomycota; Leotiomycetes; Helotiales; Sclerotiniaceae. Gene Ontology annotation, cellular component: membrane. The transcript is spliced from 7 exons. The record is from RefSeq and is a predicted model, not a curated record. The coding region runs from base 85 to 495 and encodes 136 amino acids. Gene Ontology annotation, biological process: response to oxidative stress; mitochondrial respiratory chain complex I assembly.